AUGCAAUCAUCACUUCAAACCUCAUCCACUUCGACGGGUCCCUUUGCCCUGCGCACCCUCCUCGACAAUGUGCCCCUCACCACCGAGGGCGUCCCCGAAGACGUCAAGAUCACCUGCGUCGACUAUCUAGACCGCAACCUCUACGUCGGCACCUCCGCCGCCGAACUCCUCCAUUUCGUCCAAAUCCCCUUUGAACCAACCGACGGCAGCGGCCGCCCAACCUUCAUCCUCGCCUCCCGCCUCCGACCCGCCUUCUCCGAAACCCACAGCGCCCCCCCCGGUUCCCGCCCCGGCGUCCAGCAAAUCCUCCUCCUUCCCAAGGUCGGCAAGGCCUGCAUUCUCUGCAACUGGACCGUCACCUUCUAUUCCCUCCCCGAGCUGAGCCCCGUGUUCGGGACUACCCAGGUCAGGAACUGCAACUGGAUAGGCGGCGUGGAUCUGAAUCUGCCCCAGCGUAGUAAUGGGAAUAAUCCCCGCGAACAGAGGGGCCAGAGGGUUACUGUCUUGCUGUCGCUGAAUCGCCGGAUACAGGUCGUGCGCAUUGGGGAGGAGGCGGGAGCAGUAAAGAACAUCGACUUUGCCGGCAGCACUAUAUCCUGUAGACGAGGCAACAUUGCCUGCGUCGCCGACUCCCGGCACUAUGCCUUACUAGAUGUUGAGCACCAGCUCAAGAUCCCCUUAAUGACCAUCUCCUCCCUCGAUAAUUCUCAACCGCCAGGCGAGCUCGGGCACACCCAGAGCAUCGCAGCCACCAACGAGAGCGGCCUACUACGCAGCAACUCGUCGGCCCACACCCGCAGCCAUUCCGGAGCCGGACAGGGCCACCACUCUCAUGCUAGGAGCACGAGUCUCGGCGCCUUUAUCAGCGGCGGCAUUCUCGGCCCGCGCCAGGGCGAGGAGCCCGUGGCUCGACUACCAACACCUCCAUCUAAACCUACGAGCCCGAAGCCCCCGGAGACGGCUAAUAAUAAACCACUUCCUAGUACCCCAGGCCAGCAGGGACCUUCUUCUACCUCUUCCACCCCUAUUCCCUCCGCCGCCUCCGUUGCGCCGAAACCCCCGCCCCCAUUCCUUAAACCGCAUAUCGUCUCGCCCUCGCCGGAGGAGUUCUUACUCGUUACGGGCACGAGCGCAACGGACCCUGCUAUUGGCAUGUUUGUGAACCUCGACGGCGAUCCAAAGGGUCCGACGCUAGGGUUUGAUAGGUAUCCGAGGGAGGUUGUCGUUGAUGUGGGCUUUUCGGAGUCUGUAUCUUCUUCCAAGUCCCCGAGGCCAUCUAUGAAUAACGAGGACGAAGUAGACAAAUAUGUGCUCGCGUCGAUGACCAAGGAUGCAGAGGACGGAACCCACCACGGUCUUGAGAUCCAACGCUUUGAAGGCGAUGCGGAACCCGACAAAUUUUGGCUUGAAGCGCCAAUAACUGAAGGGCAGGGAGAGAAAACGACACCGUUGUCGCCAUUGGGCAUCCGAUCACUGACGGGCAACGACGAGACGGUCUGCCAAGAACUUAUAGACAGGCUUUGCCAGAGGAGAUUCAACCCGUUCCCCAAUGGCGACUCCGACGUCGCGCCCUUCUCCCCCCGAAGCAUCGACUCCCGCACCGCGACAUCCCUCGCGCAAAUGUCCACUGAGCGGGAACUCUUCGAGCGCGAUCUCGACGCCGAGGAUGAAGAUCUACCCGAGGGCUGGGAAGCGAGCCGCAAUCGCGAGGAAGAAGAGUUCGUCAAGAGGUUGGCCAAGGCGAGGGCGGGGAUAGCCGUCUGGACCGGCAAUCAUAUCUGGUGGGCCGUGCGGAACCCGUUGCUCCUUCAGCUCGAGGCGAAAGUUGGGCUCUGUCCUGGCGAUGUCGUUCCUUCGGAGACGAGAGUGGACCGCGAUGGCGUGUUUGGCUUCCUCAAGUCUAUCAAUGAUCGCGAUGCCAAGAAUGAGCUGGAGUUUUUGACUCUGAGCUACCUCCGGCAACAGGCCGGGCUAUUACUUCUUGUAGACUUUUUGAACGCUGAGAAAGACAGCGUCUUUACUGAUUCGGAGACGGAGGCGUUGGCGAAAAGACUUGUCGACAGCUCUCUCGACCCCCGGGUUGUGCUGUCGCUCAUUCCCGGCUUGCGAAACGAGAUUGCCGAAAGCAGGAAGGGCAUCUGGAUUUUCGGCGGCGUGAGAGAGUCGGCGGCGCGGUAUUUGCAAAACGAAAAGGUCUGCGCGUCGCCGAUCCCCGUGGGCGCGCUGGACGGCCGGGUCCUUCAGUUCCUGCGUAGAUUCCUCGCCGGGUGGAGAGUGAAGAAGGGCUUCGGAAGCAUUGCUGACGAGCACGACGUCUUCCGGACAGUUGAUGCCUCGCUCCUGCUCGUCCUGCUCGAGAUCGACCAACAUUCGCCCAAGGGCGUAACGUCGAGAAAGGAGGGAUCGGUCCGGGCCGAGCUCUACGACCUCGUGGACAAGGGGGUCGACUGCUUCGACAGAGCCGUCGACCUCCUCGAGUCGUACAGACGGCUGUUCGUGCUGAGCCGACUCUACCAAAGCCGCAAGAUGGCCGCUGAAGUCCUAGAGACGUGGCGCCGCAUCAUCGAAGGCGAACCCGACGAUGGCGGCGAAUUCCGCGACGGCGAGCAGCGCUUGCGCGACUACCUCACCAAGAUCAGUAACAAAUCCCUCGUACGCACCUACGGCGUCUGGCUUGCCAACCGCGACCCCAAACUCGGCGCGCAGGUCUUCGCCGAGGACAAAGGCCGCGCACCGCGCUUCGAACCCGCCCACGCCGUCGCCAUCCUCCGCGAUGAAGCCCCCGCCGCCGUGAAGUACUACCUCGAGCACCUCGUCUUCGCCAAGGGCAACGACGAGUACGUCGACGAGCUCAUCUCUUAUUACCUCGACGUGGCCGUCGAAGCGCUGCGGUCUUCUCCCGAGCGUCGGGAGAUGUUCGCCGCCACGUACGAGGCGUACCGCGCUCUGCAGCCGCCGCCCAAACCGCCCUACGGCCAGUUCCUUGCCGACAACACGGCCGAGGACGAUGAGGUUUCUCUGUCGAGGUUGAGGCUUUUGCAGCUGCUGAGCGAUGUGCGGACGUAUGAUGUCGCGGCGACGAGGAGGCGGAUCGCUGCCGUGCCGGACGAGUUGUUGGUUCCGGAGAUUAUUAUCCUGGAUGGGCGGGAGGGGAAGCAUGAGAAUGCGCUGAGGUUGCUGGUGCAUAAGCUCGGGGACUAUGAUGCCGCCAUUCGAUAUUGUCUUUGGGGCGGAUCGAGUCUCUUUGGUGAGCAGCAGCAACGUCAAACCCGAACAAACGACAUCUCCAACCAGCAACAAGAACCACCUCAAAAAUCCCCCCUCCCACUCCAAGAGCAACGCCGCCUCUUCAAAGCCCUCCUCCUCGAAUUCCUCCAAAUCGACCACCUAAGCGACCGCGUCGAGCAGACCUCUUCCCUCCUCUCGCGGUUCGGCCCCUGGUUCGACGUCGUUGACGUGCUCGAGGUGGUCCCGGACGGGUGGAGCGUGAGGCUUCUCGCGGAGUUUUUGGAGGGUGCGCUGAAGAGGUUGGCGAGGGAGAGGAAUUUGACGGGGGUUGUGAGGGGGUUGAGUGCGGUUGAGAAUCUGAGGGUUGGGGGGGAGUAUUUUCAAAAGGUUGGCGAGAUGGGGGCGACGGUCGAGGGGGGAGAAGAGGAGGAGGGAGGAUGA
Scedosporium apiospermum is the source of this 3669-nucleotide messenger RNA. RefSeq lists its product as uncharacterized. Gene Ontology annotation, biological process: autophagy; endosomal vesicle fusion; vesicle-mediated transport. Bases 1 to 3669 code for a protein of 1222 amino acids. NCBI's taxonomy places the organism in Eukaryota, Fungi, Ascomycota, Sordariomycetes, Microascales, Microascaceae. The record is from RefSeq and is a predicted model, not a curated record. The transcript has 3 exons. Gene Ontology annotation, cellular component: fungal-type vacuole membrane; cytoplasm.